GAAGGAGUCCAUACCAGCAGAAAGCGAAUAAGAAGCAUCAAUUAUGUAGUUACAACUAAAAUUGCGUGUAUAUACAUAUGUAGCGUCUUAUGGGCUGUGAAAAAAUAUUACCCAAAUUGUGUAAAAAACAAAUAAUUUACAAGUUAAUGCUAAACGAAUAGUUGAUAUAAGGAAUAUUAUAAAAAUUUUACUACAAAUCAUAACUGUGUUUUAAAAAAGGCUAAUCUGUCAAAACAUCACAAAAGAAAAGUAAAUGUAAAAAACAAUUUUUUUAGUGUAAAGUGAAUUUUAUGUGUCCAUAUCCAUAAUUACGUAUAUGUGAAUAUAUCGAGUAUAUGAAUACAUGCAUGGGUGCAUACACUGAUGUAUACAUCCUGAAAUUCCUCACCCAAUUGAAAGAAAAAUUACUGUGCAUUAUGUAAUCUCUAAUAAGAAAAUGCAAGGAAUGUAGAUUUUAUUGAAACUGAAUUAGUAAAAUAUAAAAAUUUGUAUUCGCAUAAAUGAAAGAAACAAUUUGUCACCAAGAGAGAGUAAAGUAGAUAUUGAAAAAGGACCAGCCGUUAAUGUGCGUCAAUUUAUCGUAUAGAUAAUGCAAGAGGUAAUACCAUUACAUGCGAAAAAUUCAAUUUAUUCCACAGAAUCAAUAAAAAGUAUAUUUCACAGUGACGUUUUGUUCCAAAAUAUUUGUAUAAAUGCUGAUGAAUUUAUAAAUUGCGAUAUACUCUUAAAAACUACUUUAACAUACACAACGAAACUCUAUACACAUUUUUUAAUAACAUCGUUAAAGGAAUCUUAUAACUAUACCAGCACUGACCACGACAAACCUAACGAAUUUAUGGCCGACGAACGUGUAAUGGCUGGAGCUAAUUCUAAACGUUAUUUGCAAAAUAAAUUAGGAGAACGCAAACGAAGACGUCCAAAUUCAGCACUUUUAGAAACUGCAGAAUUUUCUGAUGAACGUCUUGUUGGUGAUACGUCAAACUCAACUCGUUUAAAACAGACAACACGUCAAUCAAGUCAGAAAAAUUUAGUAUGUACAGCCAAUAAUUUAGCCACUCACCUCAAUAAAACAGAAGAUCUACAAACACGUACAACAACAGCUGGUUCCAAAAAAUAUUUACGAUCUAACAAACAGGAGGAUAAUGAACAUUUAACUGAUUACGAAGAAAUGAAAAAACACAGUCCAUCCUCAGAAUACAAUGACACAAUGAAUUUUUCAGAGUCAGAUAAAGUCGAAAUCACCAAUAAUAGUAGAAGGACCAUGUACGAUGACAACACUGAUGAAAACUAUAAAAAUGUGGGAAAACAUGACUUCGAGGAAGAGGAUAUGUUUGAUAAUGAAAAAAACAUCAAUGAUGCCGACAACGAAAAAUUCGAGGAAAUGCAGGAAAUCUGCAUAAAACAAGAUAUGCGGAAUGAAAAUGAGAGCUCUUUCAGUUGUAGUACUAGUAUCAGCAGUGGUAUUAAACCCCCGAGUUUAAUAAGCUUGAAUGAAAGUACACAUGUUGCACAGUCGACUUCGUAUGAGUGCUUAGAAAGUGUGGUUUUUGAAAAGCCUGAUGAAUUAUACAUUGAUAAAGAGGUUAAGGAAGUAAAAGAUAAUCUUGAAAUUCAUAAAACCACUGCGAGUCUCAAUGACAAAAGUCAAUCUGAAUAUGGUGUGCACAAUACAGAUAUGCGAUUAAAAUCAGGUGGUAAUGAAGGUGUUAAAAAUGAACACACGGUUCCGAUUACGCCCACAUCUUCCUCACAUGAUAUACAAAACACGCAUACGUUAUAUCAAACAAAUGAAAAGUUAGCAUCACCAAGUCCUCAUUUCAAUAACAAUGAUGAUGAAGAUGAACAUCAUCAAGCUGAAUAUGAAAAUGACUUAUGUCAUUUAAGUAAUAGUGUAUGUUCGGAAAAUAGCUCAUCAUCAAAUCCAAGCUGCAAAAUAUCUAUGGAGAAUAUAAAUGAACACUUUUCAUCUAACGAAUCUAAUAACAAGCAGCCAUACGAAGAUGAGAUCAUCCCAAGCGAAAUCGAACAAAACCAAAAACAUGUAUUAAAAUCAACGAACACAGCAAUGAAUCCAAGUUUAGUUAGUAAUAGUACAAAAAAUCCGCACACUUUAAAUAUUGGUAUUUCAAGCUCGCCAGGUGAUGAACAAUAUCGCCACUAUAAUACCGAUGAAAUUAAUGGUUGUGCAAUAAAAUCUUCACCACCAACAUUACCGCCCAUUAAUAUAACUACACAAACUAACCAAGAGACUUCCAAUGAAAAUCAAUGUUUUCAAGAAACAGACAUUGAAAAUGACUGUCCCGACGUGUCUGUAGCAGAUGCCACAGGCUACAAUAAGGAAGAGGAGGCUGGUCCCUUCAAUAAUCCAAAAACUUCCACAAAUAUUAAUAUUGGUAAUAUCGAUCAACACAGUGAUUGUAAAGAAAAUAAUUUAAAAAGUGAUCCCACCACUACUUCAAUAAGUCAGUCAGGCAACAGACAUAGCUCUUUAGAAGAGCAUGAAGAAAAUGCCGAUAAACUUCAAAAGAAGUUAGAAAAUCAACAAGAACAAGAGAAUCAAGAGGAUCAAAAUUUUAACAAAUAUUUGGAACAAAGUUCUCAAGUACAGCAUACUGAGUUUGAGACUCAACCAACGGAUAGAAUUACCCACCAGCAACACGAAAAAGAUAUAAUAGAUGCGGCUGACAAAGUCUACACACAAAUUGAAGAGCAAUAUCAUCAUCAGCAGCAUCACGUUGCAUCAAUAUCAUCUACAUAUGGAGAAAUGUUAAAUAGCCAUCAGCAAAACGAGCAUGAGGAACAUCAACAUAGACAUUCGUCGGCGGUUCACUCUCAUCAAAAUUUAGAAACUCAGACUCUUCAACAUUCUAUGCAACAACAAUAUUCGGCUGAGCAAUUAUAUCAGUUGCAACAGCAAGAACACCAUCAACAACUACAUAUGCAACAUCAAAUGCAAAAACAGGAGGAGUUGCAACAGCACCAUAAUAUGUCUAGAACUCCACAAAGAGAGCAUAGACAGCAACAUUCACACAUUAUGGACUUUUUACAUCCACAACAUCACCAUCAUAAUGUAAGCAACACACACAGUCCUUUACACCAACAGCAGCAAAUUCAUGAAGUGUAUCAUGACUUGAUGAUGGACGAGUUUCACGAAGAGCAUAAUACACCCUAUAAACUAGGACUCUCUCCAUCAACGGUGAAACAUGAAAAUCAAGAUGAUGGGUAUGAAACUAGUGCUGGAGAUGUUCUUACGCCAAACUCACAUGCAUCAUCCACACAUUCAGUAACACCCCAACAUCACAUGCAACAUGGGGGACUUGUAAAAAAUGUUGUAAAGAGUGAGGACCAACAGCAAAGUAUACGACUACAACAGCAAUCACAACAUAAUCCUCAUAUAAUUAAUGAUCGAAAUCAGAAUAUACAACAAGAAUUGGUAACCAGUGAAUCGACGGUGAACAUUACACCUAGAGAUCCCUAUAACUUUAUUGAUGACGACCUAAACUCAGCCACAAAUAAUAGUUUGCGUAACAUUUUGACGCCUCCACAUUCUCACCCGCGUAGCAACCAAGAGGGUGGUCCACUAAACGGAUUUAUGGUUAUGCAAUCGGAAGCCUCAGCGUCGGCUAGCCUAAAUCCAAGCUCUGAUAUGUACGCGUUAACAAACACAACUGUUCAUCAUCAUCAUUCACAAAAGCCAACCUGUCUGGAGACAAAUUCAACUACUUCAAGAACAAAUACAGACCAUCAACAACAUUUUUCCGAGAUAUCCGCCGAUAUUUCAGUGCAGGAACAACAGGAUGCCAUUUUAAACCUACAGACAAAAUCAGUUCAAAAAAGACGGGGUCGUAAAAAAAAGGUACCGGAUGGUGCGUUGCUACCAGCGCUAGAAAGGGCAAACCCAAUUGAUGUUAACCCGAUUGCUGGAUUUACGAAAGCAAAAGAACGCAAAAAACACGAUCGUUUUAAUGGCAUGUCUGAAGAAGAAGUGGUAAAACGCAUUUUGCCGGAUCAUUUGUGCGAUAAUUUAGAUAUUGUUAUAAUUGGUAUUAAUCCGGGCUUAUUUGCGGCAUAUAAAGGUCACCAUUACGCUGGUCCUGGUAAUCAUUUUUGGAAAUGCUUGUAUUUGUCUGGACUAACGCAAGAGCAAAUGAAUGCUGAUGAAGAUUUUAAACUCAUGAAAUAUGGUAUAGGAUUUACUAACAUGGUACAAAGAGCUACUAAAGGAUCAGCCGAUUUAACGAGAAAAGAAAUAAAAGAAGGCAGUCGUAUACUUCUAGAAAAAUUGCAAAGAUUUCGUCCAAAAAUUGCCGUUUUCAAUGGCAAACUGAUAUUUGAAGUGUUUUCUGGUAAAAAAGACUUCAAUUUUGGUAGACAGCCCGAAUGUGUAGAAGGAACAGAUACCUUCAUUUGGGUUAUGCCAUCGUCAUCAGCGCGUUGUGCUCAGUUGCCUAGGGCAGCAGAUAAAGUGCCAUUUUAUGCAGCACUGAAGAAAUUUCGAGAUUAUCUAAAUGGUCUAAUACCACACAUUGAUCAAUCGGAAUGUGUUUUCACUGAAGAGCGCAUUAAACAACAAUGUGAACAGGAAAAUUAUAAAAAUCAGCAAAGCAGUGCAACAAGCUCAAAUGAUCCGGUCUACCAAAAUGCAAUAGGGAUUUCAAACACAAAUAAUCCAUUACAAAAUCCAGUAGGGUAUUCAUUUGACCCUGAAACUAAUUCACAUGGUGCUGGAGAAGGCCCUGGACCUCCAGCUGGCGAUAACAAUGUAAGUAAUAAUUUUAUGAUGUCAUCGUUGGUGGGCACUCAGCAUGAAAAAAAGAAGCGAGGGCGACCUAAAAAGAUUAAAGGGCAAGAAAUGAUAGAUCCUGUUACUGGCAAUAAAAUACAGGUGAAUAGCCAAUUGAUGAGUAGCAAUAGUGGAGAUUACUCCAAUAUAUUAAACUUGUCUGUUGUACAAGUUUCUAAUAGUGAAAUGCCAAAGAAAAAGCGGGGUAGACCUAAAAAAGUUAAACCACAUCCAAAUAUGAUGCAAACGGAUAUUGGACAGUCGAAUACAAUGUUGGGACAAAAACCUAAUAUAAUGUCUAUUCAAUCUCUGACCAGUGAUAUAACACAAGGCGCAACACAUCAAAUGCAAGGUGUGCAAACGAAUCAACAUGUAGCCUUGUACUCGACACCACCACCACAUCAAAGAAGCAUUUAUUCACCUAUGGCUUCCCCAAUGGCUUCGCCAUCUCUAAAUUGCUCCUAUACCACCAACACACCUCCUUCACAGCCACAUCAUGAUAAGUUGUGUUUAAAUAGCAAUGGGAGGGAAUCUUCGAAAGCAACAUCUUCAGCAGAUUUAGUGGAGUCAACAAAUCACCAGCAUACUAUACGAGAUCAAAACUUUGGUGAGUCACCACCUCCCAGUUCUCCUAACAUCUGUAAUGUUGAUUUUGAACCUCCAGCAGCAUCAAAUACAUCUUCAGCGAUUGUAAACGAGAAUGUAAAUUCCGAUUUGAAUACAAUACAUCAACGACUGCAUAGUAAUCAUCAGAGAUCGCGUUUUAAUAGUCCUAUAAACAGUGGUGAAGCUACACCAGAUCAUAAUACAAACGAACAUUUUCAGCAGUGGCUUUCACCACAACCUAAUCAUAAUAUUCAUUCUCCUGCAGCUGUGACAAGUACGAUGUUUGUUAAUUCACCCCAACAGCCAUCACUCAAUUAUCAUGAUCAACCUCAACAAAUGCAAGCAAUUCAACAACAACAACAACCACAAUCCCAACACCAAGAAAUUUCACAAUGGCCGAUAAGACAAAGCCGUUAUGAUGACCUUGCCAAUAAUCCGUAUUUAUUGAGUUCCCAGAUACAUCAAACACAUUCACAUAAUCACGAUAAUCAUAAUCAUCAAAAUCAACAUAGCGGUAGUGAUGUUGCGCGAAAAAGUUUAUCCGGUCUUGAGUCCUUAGUAGACCAAAUACCCACUAUUUCUGAAAGCGAAUCAAUUGCUCUAUCCUCGGCAGCAGCUGUCAACGCACAGGUUGCUGCUGCUGCAGCAGUUGAAAGCAGACUUCAAGGUCUGGCUGACUCGCAUGUAGGGGACGAAUCCCAUUUUUCUGCUAUGACAGGGCCUCAAAAUCUUUUAACUGCCAGUAACAGUCCAACUUCAGCAUCCUCAAACAACAAUCAAAUCCAACAGUCAAAUGCUUCUUCGAAUUUGCUAAAUAGUAAUUUUUCUGUUAGCAAUUUAGCAGCGUCAUCUGCGUCAAGUAAUAACAACAGCAGCAACGCCCACGAAAAUUAUGGUCUGUCGUCAAACAGCAGACCUCUAACCAAUCCAAAUGCUUAUCACCAUUCAAAUCUAAUGGCUGCAGCCGUUUUAGCUGCUGCCGCAGCUAAUACACCCACAAAUCUUUCAACACCCACAGCUGCUGCAGGCACUACCAACCAUCACACAUCAAUGUACAUGGAUCCACAUGCUCAUUUGACAACUCAUGUACCUGUCAAUUCUUUAUAUGCUACAGCAGCUCCACCAACGCAUCAUCAUCAUACAGCUGUGGCUGCACAUCAUCAUCAUCAUGCAGCUGCGCACUAUGGGAGCUCUACGCAACAUUCGGCAGGAUCUGAUUAUGCAACCUCAAACAAUCCGUACGCGCCUACACAAAGCAACGUAACUGCUAGCCAUACUUUACAUAUGCCCAGUCCCAAUUACCCAUAUGGCUAUCCUACAGCCACAGCCAGUCAAAGCAAUUACUCAGCUUAUCCCCACUCUCACCACGCCAACCAUCAUCAUCAUCAUGGACAUCCCCAUGCCCAUCAUACAGCUGCUCAUCAUUUGGCAAUGUUCGAUCGUUUGAAACCCACCGAUAUAACUGGGUACAGUAGUGGUUUCUGAUGGUGAUUCAAUUCAAAUGAAAGGUCAGGACAGCUGUAGACCAAAAGGCUAAUUUUGACCUAAUUAAUGAUAAUAAUUGUCUUUUACAUACUACAAUUUAAGUUAUGUGAAGUAAUAUGCUGCUAAAAAUAACAAUAUAUAAUACAAUGAUGUAGAAUUUUUAGUUUAAAUAUACAUACGAACAUACAGUAUCUCACAUAAGUUAAGCGAAUUUUGCUAUAGCAUAAUAAAAGAGACGCGAUUUCAUAAAAAUACAAUAACUAUUUGGAGAAAUUUGUGCCGAUCGAAUUUACCCAGUGGCUUGUGAAAAUGAGACAUACCUGUCCAUAAGUGGCAAUUCCACUUUAAACUUUCUUAAAAAGAAUGACCAAUUAUUGUGAUCAAAUUUUGUGAAUAGUUAGAAACAGAUUAAAUGAUAUUCGGUCAGUUCAUACACCUGUCACAGAAUGUUUCCUUCCCUCGGGAAUAACAUUGUAAAAUUAUUUACACAAUCUUAAAGAUUAAUGUUAGAUUGUAUAAAACUACCUUACAGAAGAUUGUAAUAUGAAAUUAUGUCAUUUUAAAAAAUGUAAAUAACAGAAUAAAUAUUAAUGAAAUACAAUUUAAUAAACUUUUACUUAACAGUUA
Molecule: messenger RNA, 7501 nt
Organism: Lucilia sericata (common green bottle fly)
Lineage: Eukaryota; Metazoa; Arthropoda; Insecta; Diptera; Calliphoridae
Gene: Tdg
Exons: 6
Coding region: 590-6874 (2094 amino acids)
Biological process (GO): base-excision repair, AP site formation
Cellular component (GO): nucleus
Molecular function (GO): DNA binding; mismatch base pair DNA N-glycosylase activity
Source: RefSeq, a predicted model, not a curated record